Linum trigynum is the source of this 996-nucleotide messenger RNA. NCBI's taxonomy places the organism in Eukaryota, Viridiplantae, Streptophyta, Magnoliopsida, Malpighiales, Linaceae. The record is from the annotation of a GenBank genome assembly.
AUGGCGCUGGGGCCUAGGGUUUGGAAGAGGUGGAUAUGGAAGGUGGGUUUCGUGUUUGCUCUCACUCUCUUUGCCGCCACCUUCGCCGACGCUGCUGCUGUUGCUGCUACUAGGGUUCCGGUGUGCCCCAGACCUUCUAUUACAGAUUCGAUCUUUGGGUUUCGAGAUGCCAACCCUGAUUUCCCUAAUUCCCAAUCACUGCCUUCCGCUUGCGUCAACGAGGGGGACGAGGUUUCACUACAGAAAGCGCUAGAUUUGAUAUACAAGGGUGGUCUGGACUAUGUAGCUGUGCUCUUUUAUGCAGCAUGGUGCCCUUUUUCAAAGGCUUUUAAACCUAGGUUGCCUGUCUUGGCUUCUUUGUAUCCGUCUAUACCACAUAUCGUGGUCGAAGAAUCAGCCAUUCGUCCCAGCAUGCUGUCAAAGUAUGGAGUUCAUGGCUUCCCUACUCUUGUGCUUCUGAAUUCUACAAUGCGUGUGAGGUAUCACGGUUCCCGCACUCUUGGCUCUCUUGUUAAUUUCUACAGUGAUGUAACCGGUAUAACAAUUACAUUACCUGAUAAAGCAACUCUGACCAACAACUGGCACCCGUCAAAGCGUGGGAAGCAUGACAACAAUGACCAUGAAAGCUGCCCCUUCUCCUGGGCUAGGUCUCCAGAGAAAUUGUUUAGGCAGGAGACGUAUUUAGCUCUGGCCUCUGCCUUUGUCCUCCUCAGACUGCUCUACUUGAUUUUGCCUGGUCUGCUCUCAUUUUCUCAACUUGUUUGGAGGAGGCACCUUCAUUGUCCCAGAAUAGGGAGCAUACUUGAUCAUCCGCGUGCCUUUCUGGAUGAUGUCGUCCAAGCGUUCAAAUGCCUUGUGGGGCCUUGCAGCAGGAAAACGAACCUGCAAGAAGGCGCCAUGAACGCCAGAGCUUGGGCUUCAAAGUCGCUUGCCACGGUAUCAAUAGGAGAAGCGAGCACGAGCAGAGGAGCUUCGCAGAUACGGGAAUGUCGGUGA